CGUCCCGAUGCAUGGUGGCUAGAGAGAAGCACUAUUAAAGAAGACUGUCCGCCGUGAGCAGCAGGUCCAAGCAUAGAGCGAUAAUGGGGGUAGCAGAGAGGAGCGUUGGACGGUAUACCAUCCUCGCAAUCAUCACCAUCAUGACGCUUGUAGGUACGGCGUCUACGGCGAAGAGUAUAGGAAAUACUAAGCGAUUGUUUUCCCCGAGCCAUGACGUCACUUGGGAUGUGGAAUGGGGAGAGUGUGGUCGACAAUGUGGACUCCAUAGAGGGGAGGUAAAGGCACGGGCUGUUUGUGUGUCGGAGUUGAACAAUCAUGAGUUGGGGAAGGCAGCCUGUCAUGGCGUUCAGAAACCAGUAUUACCAGAAAAGAGACAGUGCAACGUUCGUGAGUGCGAGAGAUUUGUAUCUAAGCGAGUGUUUGAGAACUCAGUGGAAAAUUCAACGGCGAAGGAAGCGUUUUCACCAAAGCAUUGCGAUCGAGUUAUCCAGGCUGAGACCGGUGAAGUUACCUCUCCAAAUUGGCCCAGGAAAUCUAUUCAAUUCCUCCAGUGCCAACUGACGAUCUUGCUUCCUCGGGACAAAAGGCCGAGGCUGACGUUCGGCUCUUUUACCCUUGAGGGUGGAAUGGAGUGUACUGAAAAUAACUAUGUUGAGAUUUUUGACACUGGAACAAAUCGUUCAGAGGCACUUUGUGGUGAUCAACCAACUUUCACAUGGACGGCCGAUUCAAACGAGGUCAAGAUCCGAUUUAGUGCAGAGUCGGAAGAGGUCUUCAACCGCUUCCAUGCCACCUACGUCACCAUCCCAAAAGCACCCCAAACAGAUUGUUCGUCUGUAUUUACCGGUCGAAUGGGUCGAUACUUCUCCAGCGAGUUCCCCUCAAGCAACAACGCCCAGUCGUCGGAAUGUGAGGUUCUGUUUCACACCAGCCCGAGUAACAGGGUCAGCUUAUCCUUCCUGUUUUUCACAGUUCCAUGCGAGGAAUAUGUAACUCUGAAGAAUACGCUCACAGAUGAUUCGAAGAGUUUCUGCGGUGCUUACGAACAUUUCUCUUGGACGUCUUCUGGGAACGAGGCCGUCUUGAUUUAUGAGAAAUCAAGGAGCGAUGAGGAGUUUGUGAUUGACUUUGAGUAUGAACCACUCGAAGUUGAAACUCAUGGAUUCACAGAAAUCAUAAACUGUACUCGUACCAUCACUGGGGUGACACGGGGUACCAUCACCUCCCCCGGUUACCCAGAGGCUUACCCUGAUGAUGCCGACUGCCACACCCUCAUAGUGGGCGAGCCCGGCCAGGUUGUCACAAUCUCAUUUCUGGAUUUUAUGCUGGAGCCUUCAAAUGAUGUCAAUGGCGAGCCAAUGGAAUCCUGCCAAUUUGAUCAUGUGAUGAUUGUUGAUAUAACGACGGAUAAGACAAAUCUUUAUUGCGGUUUGCAUCAGCCAUUCUCCUGGACCUCGGAUUCUAACCAGGUGCUUAUUCUCCUAAACACUGACGACUCGGAGUCGUACACGGGUUACCAUGCUGAGUUCCUGAUAUACGAUGAACCAGUACCAGAUUGUGUGGAUAUUACAGUGACUAACGACACAUCAACCCAAGUUAGCUCCCUCCUUCAUCCCAACUCGUAUCCUAGCAGCAAAGAAUGCUCUAUGAAUAUUCAUCAGAAGCCUGACUUGUUUUUCAUAUUUGACCUUCUGACCUUUGACCUGGAGGAAUCAGACAACUGUGAGAAGGACGCCCUUCAGCUGAUGGAUUUAACGACCAAGAGGACGGAUCGAUUCUGCGGACAACUAUCAUCAUUUUCCUGGACAUCGGAUAGCAAUGAGGUACAACUCUCCUUCAGCAGUGAUGAGAUGAUCCAAAGAACUGGUUUUCAGAUAUCCAGCCGGACCAUGGAGCUACCGCAAAAGAAUUCACCAGAAAGAGAUUGCAGACAGCGUCUCACCAAGUCCAGAGAUUUUAUCCGGCUCCCCGUUUCCCCCGGUAUCCCACCUCUUGGUAGAGCAGAUUGUUUCCUUCUCAUUAGCGUCCAGCCGACCGAUCGAAUCAUUCUAAAAGUUGACACUUUCGCCAUUGAGCCACCACCUACAGGCCAGGAGGCUGACUCUGUUCAGAUACAAGAUAUUUCGUUACAACAAGCUCAUGAGGAAAGAUUAGAAGGAGAACUGCCGUCAUUUACUUGGACCAGCUCAAGGAAUGAGCUGCUUAUUCUAGCGACACAGCACAGCAGCGAUAUAGCCUCAGUCCGCCUCCAUGGGACCUACCAUACUACUCCAAGACCACUGCAGGCCUGCAGCCGAACUAUCCUUGAAGAUGAAGGGGUUGUUCAAUGGCCGGAUGACUUCUCGUCUGAUUCCACCGACUGUGAGCUUACCUUCCAUACGCAUCCAUUGAAACGUGUCAUCCUAACAUUCGACAAACUUCAGGCCCCAGGAAUUGACUGCUCAGACUUCAAAAUCGAGAUUUUUGACGUUGAGCCGAGUCGCACCCUGAGCUACUGCGAGACUCAGUUUGAGCCAUUUUCUAUCAUCUCAACGUCCAAUGAGAUACGGCUUCAGUUCAAAUGGACCAAUAGUAGGCCUCUGUCCAUUUUGAGACGACAAGUACUUGAUAACGUGGUUGUCAUGGUGAGACACUUUGUGAUGGAACGACCCCUACAAGCUGUUGAGCAUGUCGCAGAGUACCACAGGGUUUAUCGACAGCUUGAGGGUGAGUUCUCGUCUCUAGAUCACGGCCGAGCAGUUUGGAUGCUCGGGAACUGCUCAGUCCUCAUCGAAGUUCCGUCUGACAUGCAGGUCUUGAUACACCUCCAGGAUUUCUUGAUUGGAGGGCAGCAUAAAGUGUUCGACGACAAGACAUCGAAAAAAUGCAAUCCGGAGUUUGUGCUGAUCGAGGAUGUUAGCAACGGCCGUGAGAAUAUCUACUGCGGAAACUUCAAGUCUUUCUCGUGGCUGUCGGAUACCAACGCUGUCCUGGUUACCUUCUUCACAAACCCAGUCGUUGUGUACCACGGGUUUAGGGCCAAAUACGAGGCUGUUCAGAGAGUGGACGGUCCAACUGAUCAUUUUUCUGAAGACACCGGUAGAUUUACCUCAACAAAUUUCCCUGAUCAGUACCCUUCUAACUUGGAGCACAGCUGGGUAAUCCACAGUACUCCAGACCACAUCGUGUCGUUGGUUUUUGAUUCGUUCCAGCUGGAGGACUCUGAUGACUGUAGCAAGGACUUUGUCAAGAUCGAAGACAUGUCAAGUGGAUUCAGCUCAGUCCUCUGUGGGACUCAUGGUCUCUUUGCUUGGACUUCGUCUGGCAAUGAGGUCAUCGUUACCAUAGAAACAGAUGAUGACAUCCCAGCAUCCGGGAUUUCGGUGGAGCACACGUGGGUGGAUGUUUCCGAAGGUUGUUUUCUGCUCCUGAGGGGUGAGUCAGGGACCAUCAAGUCUUCAGAAUUCUUGGAGGAGCAUGAACAUUGGGAGGGGUCGUGUCAACUCGUCAUCCACACCUCUCCAGACAAACGUCUAAGCAUUUUGGUGGAGGGGAUGGUCAUUGAGAAUGACUGCGGGAAUGCCGGUUUGACUGUCGUCGACAUUGCAACCUUGCGCAGAAAGGUCAUCUGCGAGGUCAACAAUAAUUUUGUUUUCACGACCGACUCAAACGAGGUCGCGAUCGGUUACAUCAACUACCAGACGACACCUCCAGACUUUACCAUCAGUUGGCAUUCCCUACAUCGUGACGUUGUACCUGCGGAGUGUACCAACAUCUUCCAUGUGCCAGCCCUUGCCAUAUCUCUGACGGACGGCUUACCCACAUUACCCGUCCUACCGGCAGACAGUGGCUGUCAGAUCCUCUUCACUCUCCCACCAGUACAGACUGUACUUCUUGUCAUUCAUGAGCUCUCGAUACCCGAUGCCGACUGUGAGAAACAUUAUUUUGAGAUUGAAGAUUUGGCCACCCUGCGCUACGAUCGUUACUGUGAGGUAAAUCGUACUUUCUCGUGGAAAGCCGACAGCAACGAAGUCAUUGUGAAAUUCUCAAAGACUUCUUCGACGAUCCGUAUUGUCUUGGACUUUAACAGUAUCAGAUACCCCAAAACAUCAGAUUGCAGUAAGGUCCUGACCGCUGUCGAAGGUGACAUCCAGUCUGUCGGCUUCCCUUCGGACUACCCACUAGACAUGGAGUGUCAGACGCUGAUACACGCCCAGCCAGACGCCAGGGUUCAGAUUGUCUUCAGUGAGUUUGAGUUGGAGGAACCAACUGAGGCGGGAAGCUGUUCAACCGACUACCUCAAGCUGAGUGAUUUGACGACAGGUGAGAAUCUGACCCUGUGUGGCCAACUUGGUCCGUUCAUAUGGUCCUCCAUCGGGAGUGAAGUCCUUCUGGAGUUCGUCUCCGAUGAAUCAAACACGUUCCCAGGAUACGCUGCGUAUUACACCGUGUUGCCAUGGAUACCCGACGCUCCAGGUUGUAACGUAACGCUGACAUCAGAGACUGGAAUCAUCCAAUCACCGAACAACGCCUCCAGUAUCGUAUUAUAUGACAACGCCCUCAAUUGCUAUCAAUGGAUCGUGGUCGAACCGUCUCAGUACGUGAUUCUUUCGUUCAGUGUACUCAAGCUCGAAUCCGAUCCACAAUGCUCAAAGGAUUUCAUUGAGAUUCGUGACGUGAUCACCCAAGAUGUGUCUGUCUUUUGCGGCAACAAGAAUCCUUUCACUUGGAUCUCGGAGGGAAAUGAAGUCAUCGUGAAAUUCCAAACUGAUGACGAGAAUCGUUUCCAAGGUUACAGGGCAACAUUUAGAGCUCUAGAGAAAGAGAUAUUUUCCUCGUGUGACUCGACGCUGACGUCACCAGAUGGGAGCAUCUCAUCCCCCGGCUUCCCGUCACGGUACGACAACGACGUCCACUGCAUUACUAAGAUCAUCGUCGAAGACCACGCCCUGAUCAAGUUUGUCUUCUGGACGUUUGAAGUUGAAGAGUGGCCGGAUUGUUCCUAUGAUUACUUAGAACUGAGGACGCAGGGUCUCGGUGCCCCACAAACAUUCUGUGGGAGCAAGUCGCCAUUUUCCUGGCUGUCCGCUGGUAAUAUCGCCAUAGUAACCUUCCAUAGCGAUCACAUCAUAACGAGCGGAGGUUUCAAGGCGGACUACGAAACGAUAUCGAAACUGGAUCAGCUCAAAGCUUGUGAUGAGAGUCUGUUUGCACGAAAUGGUUCCCUGUCUUCUCCCCACUUCCCUAAGCCGUACCCAGGCAAUAAGGACUGUCGAAUAACCAUCACGGCGGAGCCAGACUAUGUUGUCCAGAUAUACUUCACUGAGUUUGAAGUGGAAUUCCAUGAGGAAUGCAAAUACGACUAUGUAUUGAUCAAGAACUUACCAGACGGAGUGCAGGACAAAUAUUGCGGAACCUUAAACCCAUUCACCUGGGUGUCAGAAGGCAACGAGGUUGUAGUGGAGUUCCACAGCGAUGCUAGUACAAUGAUGAAAGGAUUCUCAGCCCAUUACGUCACGUUCCCAGCACCCAUUCUACCCGAAGAUACAAUCAACCAACCAGCUAAAGUUUCCAAGUGUAACUCAGAGAUGUCAGCACAAGAGGGCGUCCUAACCUCCCCGAAUUUCCCGUACAAAUACGACAACGAUCAGAUGUGCCGUACGGAAAUUGAGACGGAGGUCGGCACACGUAUAAAUGUGACUUUCCACUUCAUGGAUAUUGAGGAACAUCGUGGGUGCCAAUGGGAUCAUGUAGAGAUAUUAGACGUUAAUUCUGGGCGGAAGUCGGAGCCAUUUUGCGGAAGUCUCUUCGGUCAAGUCAAAUCCUGGCAGUCGGACUCCAACCACAUCGUCGUCAUCUUCGUUAGUGAUGACAUCGUGACUCGAAUCGGAUUCUACGCAACUUAUACAGUGAAGUAAAUGACUUAAGAAACUUAAAGGAACGUUACAGAAUUGUUAAGAAACCAAAAUCAUGAAGAUCACAUAUUUACAUCAAACUUACC
This is a messenger RNA of Asterias rubens (European starfish), 5980 nucleotides long. Its product is annotated as cubilin-like. The record is from RefSeq and is a predicted model, not a curated record. NCBI's taxonomy places the organism in Eukaryota, Metazoa, Echinodermata, Asteroidea, Forcipulatida, Asteriidae. The transcript is spliced from 33 exons. The coding region runs from base 84 to 5897 and encodes 1937 amino acids.